Magnolia sinica is the source of this 2204-nucleotide messenger RNA. Its product is annotated as AUGMIN subunit 3. The coding region runs from base 85 to 1935 and encodes 616 amino acids. NCBI's taxonomy places the organism in Eukaryota, Viridiplantae, Streptophyta, Magnoliopsida, Magnoliales, Magnoliaceae. Gene Ontology annotation, biological process: spindle assembly; centrosome cycle. Gene Ontology annotation, cellular component: mitotic spindle; centrosome; HAUS complex. The transcript is spliced from 18 exons. The record is from RefSeq and is a predicted model, not a curated record.
UUCAAAAGCGUCUCCCUCUCAACCCCUCAUUUCUUUCUCCCGUCUGUCUUGCAGAGAGAGAGAGAGAGAGAGAGAGAGGCGAGGAUGAGUGGCGCCAGGCUCUGCAGCCUUCUUGGGGAAUUAGGCUACGAAGGCCACGAGGCAUUGGAUCCGGACAGCUUCGAAUGGCCAUUUCAGUACGAAGAGGCUCGCCCUCUGCUCGAUUGGAUCUGCUCCAGCCUCCGCCCCGCCAAUGUCCUGUCCCCAACCGAGCUCUUGCGGUAUGAGCAGUUUCUACAGGAGGGGAAGCUAUUGGAGGGGGAGGACUUGGACUUUGCUUAUGAUAGCAUUUCAGCCUUUUCAAGUAGGAGAGAUAAUCAGGAGUCCGGUUUUGGAGCCGAAGAAGGACUAAAUGAUAUCUGGAAGGCAACUGCAGUAUACAAAAAGGAAGCUUCAGAAUUGCAAAAACAGCUUAGGCGCCUACAGUCGCAGUUUGAUUUGCUUACAGGCCAAGCUUCAACUUUGAUCCAAGGAAGAAAAGCACGGGCUGCAGCAACAUCUACGAUCAAUGAUCAGCUCUGUUCGGUAGAGGAGAAGCUUUCUGAAAGAAACAUGGAGAUGAAUGCAUUUCUUGGAAAAAUCGCUUCUACCUCACAGGAGUUGGCUCACUAUCAUUCUGGGGAUGAGGAAGGCAUCUACUUAGCUUACUCCGAUUUUCAUUCAUACUUGCUUGGAGAUUCAGCUUGCACCAAGGAGAUUAACCAGUGGUUUGUGAAGCAGUUUGACACGGGUCCAUUUCGGCUAGUUGCUGAGGAGGGUAAAUCUAAAUGUUCGUGGGUCAGUCUCGAUGACAUCACGAAUUGUUUCAUACGAGGGGAUUCAGAAAAGUCUCACCAUCACCGUGUAGCUGAGCUGCAGCGUCUUCGCUCAAUAUUUGGGACAAGUGAGAGACAGUGGGUUGAAGCCCAAGUUGAAAAUGCUAAGCAGCAGGCUAUUCUUGCGGCACUUAAAUCUCAAGUAUCAUCUGAUGAAGCUCACAUUCAUCAUGAUCUUCAUUCUCUUCGGAGAAAACACUCAGAAUUGGCUGUGGAGCUUUCAAAUCUAAACAGAAAAGAGCAGAAGUUGUUAUCUGAGACUAUUCCACGUCUUUGUUCGGAGCUUGCUCAGCUCCAAGAUACAUACAUAUUGCAAGGUGAUUAUGAUUUGAAGGUUAUGCGUCAGGAAUAUUAUAUUGGUCAACAGAAAACGUUCAUAAAGCAUCUGAUCAAUCAGCUUUCCAGACACCAGUUUUUGAAAAUAGCUUGCCAGCUGGAGAGAAAGACCAUGCUUGGAGCAUAUUCGCUGCUUAAAGUUAUUGAAUCAGAAUUGCAAGGAUACUUGUCAGCUACGAGCGGUCGCGUGGGUCGUUGUUUAUCACUGAUUCAAGCUGCAUCAGAAGUACAUGAGCAAGGAGCAGUCGAUGAUAGGGAUACUUUUCUGCAUGGUGUUAGAGAUCUCUUAAGCAUUCAUUCAAAUGGUCAAGGUGGUGUAGCAACGUAUGUCUCAGCACCUGGCAUUGUUCAGCAAGUAUCUGGCUUGCAUUCUGACUUGCUGUCUCUCCAGUCGGACCUGGAAAACUCCCUUCCAGAGGCCAGAAACAGAUGCAUUAAUGAGCUGUGCACACUCAUUCAAAAGUUGCAGCAGCUGCUAUUUGCAUCAUCAACAACUGCACAGCCAAUUUUGACUCCUUGGCCGCUGAUGAAGGAGCUCGCAGAAAUGGAAAGGGUUAAUGCACAACUCUCUGCUGCAGUUGAAGAAGUGACACGAGAGCAUCGAGAAAAGGCUGAGAUUGUCAAACACCAUCCACACGAGGUAGGGCGAGAGCGGCAGGUCUUUGUUGAUUUCUUCUGCAAUCCUGAUCGUCUGAGGAAUCAAGUUAAAGAACUUACUGCCCGAGUGAAUGCUCUGCAAGUUUAGUGAUGUCUAUUGUUUCCAACACAUGCAUAUGCUUCUCAGGGCUACUUGCAGUAAGAAUGCCAAAGUUUCUGUAAUUGAUUGUAGGAUGGUGAUUGUUGCAUUGUAAUUUAAGUCACAUUAUUGUCUGUGGCUGGAUUCAACUGGACAAAGUCUAGUCAAUAUAUUGUAUUGAGAGUCAUCAUUCGAUCCAGCUUUCUGUUUGUAUUGCUGACUUCAGGAGAACUCCCUGAUUGGAAGUUUGAGAAAGGUAGAGUAGCGAUUCCACAGAA